AUCUGAAAAUUAUCUUUAUUUUGUAUUGUUAUACCAUUUAAACAGGCUGUUCUUUCUCUCGUCGCAUUUACGCAAUGUUUCCUCGAAUUAAGAUUCGAGCAUCCGUUAUUAUUGUUUAGAAGCUGCUGGGGUUUUGGAUCUCUUAUGCCCUUUGUUAACAGAUCCUGUACCAUCUAUUCAGCAUACAGCUGCAGUUGCAUUAGGAAAACUUGCAAAUAAUAGUAUGAAAUUGGCACAAGCUGUUGUAAGAAUGGGUAUUUUACCUCAAUUAUUGAAGAAUAUUGAUAAACAAAAUGUAUGAAUAAAUUUUAUAAAAAAGCAGCCCUAUUUGUUUUACGUGCAAUUGCUAGACAUUCCCCAGAAUUGGCAUCUAUGGUGAUUCAGAAUAAUGGAUUGGAUACUAUAAUAAUUUGUUUAGAAGAUUUUGAUUCUGGUGUUAAGGAAGCUACUGCUUGGGCAUUAGGAUACAUUGCUAGGCAUAAUAAAACUUUGGCUCAAGCCAUAGUUGAUGCAGGAGCUGUUCCACUUUUAGUCUUGGCCUUACAAGAACCUGAAUUAUGUUUAAAACAAAUUAGUGCCUCUGCUUUAUUCGAUAUAAGCAAACAUAAUAUUGAUCUUGCAGAAACAGUGGUUGAUGCAGGAGCCAUUCCUUUUCUUGCAAAGGCAUUAUCUAAUCCUGAUACUAAGUUAAAGCGUCAAGUUCUUUUGGCAUUAAGCAGUAUAGCAAAACACUCUGUACACCUAGCAGAAUCUAUUAUUGAAGCUGAAGUUUUUCCUGAUGUUCUUGUACACAUGGCACAUCCUGAUGAAUGUGUCGUUAAAGCUGCUGCAAUGUUAACUAGAGAAAUUUGUAAACAUACAUUAGAGUUGGCCCAACUUAUAGUGAAUAUUGGUGGUAUUGGUGCACUUGUUGAAUUAAUUAGCACCUCAAAAUUAACAGUCAGAUUGCCAGCAAUAAUGGCAAUUGGAUAUAUUGCUGGACACUUAGAUCAGUUAGCUAUUGCAGUCAUAGGAUCCAAAGGAAUUGUUCACCUAUCUACUAUAUUAUAUGAAGAAAAUGACGAUCAUACGCUUGCUGUCACUGUAUGGGCAAUUGGGCAAAUUGGGAAGCAUACAUCAGAACAUGCAAAAGCAGUUGCAGUCGCAAACAUUCUUCCAAAGUUAUUACAGCUGUACAAUAAUCCAAAUAGCUCAGAAGAUCUCAAAGCAAAAUGCAAUACAGCACUGAAACAAAUACUACAAAAAUGUAUGUAUAUUGAAGCUUUGGAAUCCUUGCUGCAUGAUUCACCACCUAAUAUUCUAAAAUAUGUACUUGGACAAUUUAGCAAGAUUUUGCCUCAUGAUCCCAGGGCAAGAAGAUUAUUUGUAACAUCCGGUGGUUUAAAGAAAGUACAAGAAAUUCAAGCAGAUCCUGGUUCAACACUUUUGGAGUAUAUACAAAUUAUAAAUUGCUGUUUUCCAGAUGAAAUUGUCAGAUAUUACUCUCCUGGAUAUCCAAACAGUCUUUUGGAAGCUGUAGAACAGUAUCAACCGAAAUGUCCUUCCCUAUUUGCAAUAGAAGAACACUUAUCUUCUGAUAUUGAUUCUAAAUCUUCGCUAUCAUCUUUCAAUGAAGAAGGUUAAAGUUUGAUUCAUCCCGAUUGUGGAAUCAGUAUAUUCUCUAAUCAUGUAUUAUGUGCAUUGGUUAAGAGGAAAUGAAGAUCGUUAUUUAAGAAAUAUUGCCAAAUAAAUCUUUUUCAAAAAGUUA
Molecule: messenger RNA, 1747 nt
Organism: Bombus impatiens (common eastern bumble bee)
Lineage: Eukaryota; Metazoa; Arthropoda; Insecta; Hymenoptera; Apidae
Product: sperm-associated antigen 6-like
Exons: 10
Coding region: 298-1623 (441 amino acids)
Biological process (GO): cilium movement
Cellular component (GO): microtubule cytoskeleton
Molecular function (GO): microtubule binding
Source: RefSeq, a predicted model, not a curated record